Molecule: messenger RNA, 249 nt
Organism: Hemisphaericaspora subhashii
Lineage: Eukaryota; Fungi; Ascomycota; Pichiomycetes; Serinales; Debaryomycetaceae
Exons: 2
Coding region: 1-249 (82 amino acids)
Source: RefSeq, a predicted model, not a curated record
AUGGAUUUUUGCCUGGGCAUUGUUUCGUUCGUCACAUCUUCGAUUGUUGCUGAAGCAGAAUAUCAUCAUAAAAUGAUCCAACAUUCACAACAUGCCAUCACAUCAGGAUUAUUUCAAGUUGAUUCAGUCAAGUUACAAUCUUCAGUUCAUUUGAUUGCCAGCACUGUGUCGAGCAAAAGCAUGACUCCAGAUGUUGGAUUUUCCAGUGAAUUGAUUUGGGGGGCCGGCUCAUCCAAAGGAAACACUUGA